AUGAAGAUGUGCAGAAUGCUGUGGCAGCCGCUGCUGCUCUGGCUGCUGCUACUCCAAGUGCAGCAACCCAUCAGCGGCCUGGAACAGAGCACAGACUACUCGGCGGCGUCAGUGGCCACCACCACAGCAACGCCACACACAGUGGUGCCCCCACAUUUACGCAGCUUCAAGGGUCGCAUUCAGACCACAACACCAACGUCGAGGACAUCGAAGGACGCCCGCCCCUUGGCCACUGGCGCUGAGGCGCAGCAGGAACUGGUGGGCCAAAUCGCCUCCAAAUCGUACAUUUCGGGACCCACCACACAGGCCUCGAAGCUGUCCAAGCGUGCCGGCCUGGCCGGGCCCAAAAAGUUUCCCAAAGAUGUGCGAAAUCGCAGCAGCGUCGCCGUGGAACGCAACAAAUUGCAUCACGAUGUGCCCGAUCAUGUGCCCGACUCCUCGGGCUACAUACCACAACGCAUUGGACAUCCAGUGCAUUUGGAUUAUGGCUCCACGGGUGUGGAUUCCAGUGGAGCGCCGACAGGCAGUGGUGCGGGCUAUCAUGCACCGCCCUACGAGGACAACAAAUGGCACGAGGAGUACUGGGAUCAGGAGUACGCCGGUCAGCAGUUUCUGCACAACAGCACGAGGGUGCAACACAUUGAAGCGGAGUGCCAGGAUGAUUACAUGAAGAUACGCAUUGGCUUUAAUGGCUCCUUCAGCGGCUUGCUCUACUCUGCGGGCUAUGCCUAUGACCCGGACUGCAUGUACAUCAAUGGCUCGGGUCGUGACUAUUACGAGUUCUACAUACAACUAAAUCGCUGUGGCACUUUGGGCAAGAACUCACUGCAGGAGGAGAGUCGCAAGAAUCCAACUAACUUCAUGUGGAACACGGUCACAGUGCAAUACAAUCCCCUAAUUGAGGAGGAAUACGAUGAGCACUUUAAGGUCACCUGCGAGUAUGGCUAUGACUUUUGGAAGACGGUUACCUUUCCCUUUCUAGAUGUGGAAGUGGCCACUGGCAAUCCUGUCGUCUUCACACUGAGUCCACCCGAAUGCUACAUGGAAAUACAGAAUGGCUAUGGCAUUGGUGGGCCGCGUGUGACGGGUCCAGUGCGUGUGGGCGAUCCACUGACCCUGAUCAUCUACAUGCGAAGCAAAUAUGAUGGCUUUGACAUUGUGGUCAACGAUUGCUAUGCACACAAUGGCGCCAACAAGCGGAUACAGCUCAUCGAUCAGCAUGGCUGUCCGGUGGAUGACAAGCUCAUCUCACGCUUCAGGGGCUCCUGGUCCGAUGCGGGUGUCUACGAGACGCAGGUUUAUGCGUAUAUGAAAACAUUUCGAUUCACUGGCUCCCCGGCACUCUACAUUGAGUGUGAUGUCCGCAUGUGCCACGGACGUUGUCCGAGUCAACCCUGUCACUGGCGCAACCUGAAAGCAGUCACUAAGCGUGACACUUCCAACAUGACGGCCACGAAUCUCUCGCUCCCACCACUGUCCACCGAUGGCGAAGGCCUCGCUGCCCUCACCACAGAGAGUCCCUCCGCACAGAAUUCUCUCUCGGAGAACGUGAACCUCUUUCAGUCGCUGCGCGUGCUGCAGGAGGGCGAAAACGAUGGCGAUGAUGUCUAUGCCCAUCGGCAGACGAAGCCCCCGGGGCCGCAUCAGACCUGCCUGAAGACCAGCACCUUCUCGGCGCUCACAGCCGCUGGCUCUGCCCUGCUCUGUGUGCUGACUGUGACGCUGUUCAUUGCCUGCUCCCGGCUGAAGCGGCGCAACGAGUCAACGCUCUACGACUCCUACAUAGCGCACAAGGGUCAAAUCGAUUGA
Molecule: messenger RNA, 1809 nt
Organism: Drosophila guanche
Lineage: Eukaryota; Metazoa; Arthropoda; Insecta; Diptera; Drosophilidae
Exons: 7
Coding region: 1-1809 (602 amino acids)
Source: RefSeq, a predicted model, not a curated record